GCAAACCACCCUUGAAGUUGAUGUCAAAGAGAAGAACAUGAGCUGCGAGCAAGCCAUUCUAGGACUAGGAAGUACAGGACCUCUCCCUUGUUGCUGGCUCGUGAGUUAGACCGCCGCCAAUUUCGCCUGCAUUUACUCCAGUAAAAUCUAAGAAAAUGGCGGUCGACUCGCAGGAAGCUAUCCGCGUGGCGUUCCUUCUCGAGCCUGGUCACGGCUUCAGCGGUACCGAUGGUUUCGAUUAUCUUGGGGCCCGACGGUUUCUCCUGAAGGCUAAGGCUCAAGACGGGACACUCCACCGACAACACUGGCAGCACGUGUCAGGAGUUGGCUAUGCCGAUUUCCGCGCCUUCCUUCGCGCUCAGCGAGACACGUGGCGACGGGAGCGAGAGGGGGAGCGAGACGGGGAGCGAGAGGCGAGCAGAGAGGAGGAGCGAAGCGCAGCAGCUGCAGCGCCUUAUGCCGACGCGGCACCGUCAUCUCAUUCCGAAGCUGUUGCAGCAGGGCAGAAGGAUCAGGGGGAGGUCGACGUGGGGGAGGCUGGUACUGGGGAGGUUGUUGAGCGCAAGGACAGUCUGCAGGAGGUUGUGGGGAUGGUGAAGAUUCAGGCAGAAGGGAUGAUUUCGGUAGCUUACCGUGAAGACCAAGUAGAAGGAGGAGAAGAAGGAAAAGGAGAGGGAGGAGAAGGGCAGUCAAAGGUGCCUGCAGCGUCUGCCACCGCAAUGGCAGAGGGUACGAUUGCAUCUGAUGCUGAUGCUUCAACGCAUGAUGUCCCUGGUGUCGGUGGUACUGCUGGCUCUGUUGCUGCUGCUCCCAGUGCUGCAGCAGAUACAUUCAACCGCACCGAAUUGGCUCUUCCGUCUGUCAGCACCAGCAGCAGCAGCUUUGACUCCGUAGCUGCCGCUGUUGCUGCAGCUCUUGGAAACGCAGCACCUGUGCCGUUUACCUCAGAAUCUGCUCCCACUGUUUCUGCUGUUCCCAGCACUGCUGCAGAUACGUUCAACUGCUCUGACGGCAACACCAAGGGUGACGCUCCUCCAUCUGCCAGCAGCAGCGGUGUUGAUUCCAUAGCUGCUGCAGUUGCAGCAGCACUUGGUAAGGCAGAACCUGCGGUUGCAACAGCCUCUGAAGCCGCUCCUGCUGCUGAUGGGCAUGGGUCCGAGGAUGCCGAUUCUAGGCGUGCUGCUGGUGCUGAUUCUGGCCGUGCUGCAAGCAGAGAGGGGCUCGAGGGCGGUGGGGCGCAGAGGGGAAGUGAAGGCGAGGAGGUGGCGAUCAGAGUGAGCGCAGCCAGUGGAGCGAGUGCUGGCGGUGAGGAGAGUGACGGUGAAAGAGCGGCGGAGGGAGGUGGCAAAGGAGAAGCAGCAGCAGCAGCAGCAGCAUUAGACAGUAAGCAGCAAGACAGCAAGCAGCCGUCGACCCCUCCCUCCCCUCCCCCGCUUCCUGCUGGCUUCUCCUCCUCCAUCUGCAGCGUUCCCCCGGAAGCUUCUAGAAACGUUCUGCCUCCCCCUCCCCCGCGCUCGGGUUCUGUUGGGUCAGCCGACUCGAGUGGGAAGGCAGGGGGAGCGGGCGCAGAGGGGAAGAAGGGGGCGAGGAGAGGGAGUGAAGGGGCAGCAGGGAGAGAGGGGUCUGCAGCAGGGAGGCCUUUAGAGAGGAGGAAAUCGGUAGGGGAGACGGCGGGGUCAGGAGGGAAGGGGGGUGUGGAGACGGGGCCGCUGGUACGCAUGAGUGCUGUGUUCGAGGACUGCCUCGCCUCAGUAAACAAGGUUCAGUUUUCCCGUCAUCACCCCGACCUGCUGGCAUACGGUGCAGCUGACGGUACAUUCCGGCUGUGCUACGUGCCCUGCAACACGGGGGGAGCAAGGGAGGAGGUGCAGGGGGGAAGAAGGGGGCUUUGGGUGUGGCGCGGGUGAAGCACGAGCUCAAAGGCCACACCAAGGAGGUCACAGAUUUCGAUUGGUCCACGGACGACGACUACCUGUGCUCGUCGUCGGCCGACAAGAGUGUGCGCGUGUGGGACGUGGGGACGGGGCAGUGCCUGCGCAUCAUCUACACGCUCAUUCCCCAGACGUGCAUCAUCUUCCACCCGCAAAACAACAACUUCCUGGUGGUGGCCAACAGCAAGAAGGAACUAACCGUCAUGAACUUCAGCACGGGUCGGGUGGUGAGCCGAGUCGCAAUGGACAGCAACGUCACCGCUCUGGUCGCUGACAGAACCACCGCAGCAGCCGCUGCUACCAGCACCAGCAGCAGCGGCAGCAGCGGAGGGGGGUCUGGGAGCAAAACAGCGGCAGGUACUGCUAGCAGGACAGCAGCAGCAGCUGCCGGCAGUGCGGCCGAGGUUGACAGUGUGGUGUUUGUGGGCGACAGCGAGGGCGCCAUCCACAGCUUCACUGUGGACAAGCAGUCCGGCUCGCUGCAGAGGCGCCACCGGACCACCGCUGGGGUCGUGCACCCGGCACCCGUGGCAUCCUUACAUUUUAGCCCCACUUCUGUGCUUGCUAACGGCCCUGUGCUUCUGGCAUGCAGCAAAGACGGCUGCGUGCGAUUCUACACCACGGCUCUGGAGCUCAAUGGCUAUCUCUUCCUCAAGAUCUCGCUGCAGCUCUCCUCUCGAGCCACCAACAUGAAUGCCGCCUUCUGCCCUCCCCUUGGGCCCUCCGAGUCUGGGGAAUACAUCGUGACGGGUAAUGCCGACCACCAUGUGUACUUUUACGAUUUCAUGAAGCCUCGUAGCCCGCUGGUCGCGCGCGUGCCGGGACACAAGGCCAUGGUGGUGGAUGUGAGUUGGAACAACACCAACACAGUGCUUGCAUCCUGCGACUGCGAUGGAGUUGUGGCACUCUGGCAACGAGCAUAGCUAGUCACAUCCAACAUCGUUUCAUGUUACAGUAGUGUUGUUACCAGCACAACAGCACAACCAUCGUGCACGUAGUAAUGCCGGCAGCAAACCUUGAAAACAAACUGUUCUACAGUAAAUGCAUAGCUGAAGUUACCUGCAAGUUGGGUUGCAGCAGGUCCAGUAAACCCUAAUCCUGAAA
Molecule: messenger RNA, 3035 nt
Organism: Closterium sp. NIES-67
Lineage: Eukaryota; Viridiplantae; Streptophyta; Zygnematophyceae; Desmidiales; Closteriaceae
Source: the annotation of a GenBank genome assembly